GCAAUCUUGGAAAGAAUGAUGGUCGUAUUGUAUAAAUGAUUGUCGGAUCCUCGCAGAUCCCCUUGCUGCCGUUCCCAGGAGCAGGGAAUUCACAAUUUCCGUUGACAUGUACGCUGAUGUUUGACUUCAAUUUCGCGAGAGAGCUCCUGCUAGAGACUUCCAGAUAUGGAAGAUUGUCGCGAGGUAGUCAUAGGGUAUACUACACACAGGUUCCCCGCGGACAUCAAGUAUUUUCUGGUAACUUUUGUGGACCUGCUCGGUGUGCUGCGGUCGAAGCUCGUGCCCACUUCUGCAAUCAAGCAGAUGCUGGAGAAAGGGGCCGGGUUUGCUGGGUAUGCUGUCCACUUUGACAUGACAACUGCAGAUGCUGAUCUGAUGGCGUUUCCAGAUAUGUCUACUUUGAUUCAACUCCCCUGGAAGAAGGAGGUGGCUUGGGUCGCCAGCGAUCUCUAUAUAAAUGGAAAACUUUUCAAGCAGGCCCCUCGUCAGGUGCUCAAGGAUCAAGUUGCCAAGGUUGCUAAGGCUCCCAAGGCGUGCGACGGAGGCUACUAUAUGAAGACGGGCGUGGAAUGUGAAUUUUUCCUGUUGUCACGGAAUAGCUCAUCUGGAUCAAAGCCUGAAGCAGCAGAUGCUUUUGAAAUAGCGCCCAAGCCUUGUUAUAGACAGGGUGCAUUGAUGAGAAGUUUUGAUGUCAUUUCAAAAUUGUUGGAAUACAUGGAGAGCCUGGGCUGGGAACCUUACCAAGCAGAUCAUGAGGAUGGUCAAAGUCAAUUUGAAAUCAACUGGAAAUAUGACGAUUGUUUGAGAACAGCUGACAAGCAUGUUUUCUUCAAGUUCAUGGUUAAAUCUGUCGCAGAACAACAUGGCUUUCAAGCAACUUUCAUGCCAAAACCGUUCCGACAUCAAACCGGAAAUGGCUGUCAUACUCAUAUAUCUGUCUGGGACCACAACAACUCGACACACGAUGAAACGUGCUCAACAAACUUAUUCCAUGAUCCAGAAAAAGAGCUGGGAAUGUCUAAGCUAUCUUACCAUUUUCUCGGAGGCCUGCUGGGGAACGCCAAGGUAUUGUGCGGAAUAUACAAUCCCACUGUAAAUAGCUUCAAGCGAAUCGAUGGGCAGACUACCCUGUCUGGUUCAUCGUGGGCACCCAACAUUAUCUCUUACGCAGGCAACAACAGGACUCACCUGGUCCGCAUUCCAGAUGAAGGUAGGUUUGAGUUGAGGGUUCCUGAUGGUGCCGUCAACCCUUACUUGCUCCAAGCAGCCAUUUUGGCUAGUGGACUUGACGGAAUCGAGAAUCAGCUGGACCCUGGCCCUCGUCGGGAUUGGGAUGGCUUUGAGCCCCACCCUGAUAAAGAGAGUCUAGAUCGUCUUCCAACAAAUUUUCUUGACGCUCUACGCGAGCUUUCCUCAUCAAACUUUGCAAAACAGAGCUUUGGGGAAGAAUUCGUGAAGAGUUACGUGAAAGUUCAGAUGCAGCAAUGGAAAUCUUACGCUGCCCACAUCAGUCAAUGGGAGCUGGAAAAUACUCUGGAUUGCUAGAUAUCUGAGCUCCUCGCUGCUUUCGCUCACGUUGGCCCAACAAACCCUUAGGGCUUCGUCCUUGUCUAAGGUAGCGCAGAAUACCUGCCAAUGACGAAUUUCAGGUCAACAGAUCUUAGUUGAGCAAAUCUGUAUAAACCCCUCAGCUGAAUCAUUAGGUUUCGGCAUCGACAAGAAACAUAAGUUUCCAUGCGAUCAAAGAAGAAAACUAUGUAUAUUUUCUAGCCCCUAAUACAAGCAUUGUGAAUAAAGGCGCGAUCUCCUUGUAUCGGUCAGCUCUAAAACAAUUCUGCACAGUGAAAGUGAAGUGCAUAGUGAACACUGCCAAGGAAGAGUGAUUUCUGCAAAAAAAAUAUUCUUGCCCACGAUUUGAGAUUCCACAAAAGCAGAUUCAAUAUGCUUUUGUGGAAUCACAAAUCUCCCCAUUC
Marchantia polymorpha subsp. ruderalis is the source of this 1973-nucleotide messenger RNA. The record is from the annotation of a GenBank genome assembly. Lineage: Eukaryota; Viridiplantae; Streptophyta; Marchantiopsida; Marchantiales; Marchantiaceae.